GUUUGUAUAGAUACGGCUCUGUAAUUCUUAUCGAUUACUUUGUACACUCUAUAUAUAUUGGAGAAAUGCCAAAGGCAUAUUCACGGUGAAUUUCUCAAUUCUAACUUGGUAUCAGGCCUCUUCUUCUACAAUCGGUCUCCAUGACUACACCCACCAAACCCUCUUUUCACCCGGCUCUCGCCGUGACAUCACUUUAGACACCGAGAAAGCCCAAUACGCCUCCUGGGCGGAACUUUUCAAGCUCACAGCUCGCGCCUAUGACGUCUUAGAUCACAUUCUUAAGCCCACCACUCCCUCCGGCGACACUUCCUCAACCACGUCUGACUCUGAAUCCGAGGCUGACCGCCUCCGUCGGGCUGCCGCAGAAGCUGCCCUUUGGUCCCGUAUUGAUGCCAUUGUUCUUCAGUGGAUCUACGGAACGAUCUCGCACGACUUGCUGCACACCAUUUUGGAACCCGGCUCCACGGCUAUGGCCGCUUGGAAUCGUCUUGAAAACAUAUUUCAUGACAACAAAAACUCCCGAGCCGUGUACCUUGAGGACCAAUUCUCUCACACACGGUUGGAGAAUUUCCCCUCCGUUUUUGCCUAUUGUCAAGAAUUGCGCACCAUUGCCACUCAGCUUGCCAAUGUUGAUGCGGAAGUCACUGACAAAAGGCUGGUGUUACGCAUGAUUCAUGGUCUCACUGAACCAUAUGCCACCGUAGCAUCCUUUAUUCAGCAAAUCGACCCCCUACCCCCUUUUGAAAAAGCUCGAUCGAUGCUUAUCUUGGAGGAAACACGUCAAUCUCACCAUGCAUCCUCCACGUCAUCCUCUCCCUCGGCUUCUGCUCUUGCUGCCACGUCCUCCUCGCGUCCAGUCUCACAUCCCCAGGCGUCGUCUAUCUCUCGGGGUCGAGGAGGUGGACGUCACAGUUCCAACAGGGGCAAAGGGCGUGGACGAAAUUCUGGAGGCCGGACUAGUGACGCUACAGUUGCUCCUUCUCAGUGGCCUUUUCCCCCUUGGGCCCCUUGGAUGCAACCCUACUGGUCAAUGCCGCCGUGUCCAUAUUUCUAUCAUGUAUUACUACUCCAGCCCAUAUUGGGUGUCCACUUUUAAUUUGAUAUGAUUAUUAAUAAAACAGUUAAAAGUAAAAGUUGUGGUUGAGAUUUGAAUAAAAUAAAGUAAAAU
Messenger RNA from Cuscuta epithymum, 1168 nucleotides. Lineage: Eukaryota; Viridiplantae; Streptophyta; Magnoliopsida; Solanales; Convolvulaceae. The record is from the annotation of a GenBank genome assembly.